CGAACAAUCAGGCAUGCCGUCAUGUACUCCAUUUCGUCUUGACCUACAAUUCCCCUUUCGCCUCGCCACCCCAGCCGCUAAGCAAGCGCUACUCUAGCUACUCACGGCCGCUGACUCCGUGCUUCCACCAGAGCCGUAACCCAGAAAUCCCGCGCCAUCAACUCGGACCACCUCAACAAAACUUGCGUUGUGUUCGCCGCAUCAAACUAGCAGUAGUCUAGGAUCCAAGUUCCCUCGCGCUCGUUUCCGUUCGCAGUCUAGUUAGUCGGCGAUGAAAAUCGUCAGGCUGCCGGCGGCCGGUAGUUGAAAUGGUGGAUAGGCAGACGGGACGGCAUAUACUCCACCAUCAUGACGACGGCGUGCACUCUGGCGACUGCAUGCGACGUCGCACGGGCAGACGAAGGACUUUGGCAGCAGUUCCUUCCCUCCUGCUCCUGCUGCUGCUUGUACUCGUUAUAGGACCAGCGCUUAGCGGUAGCGCUGGUAGUGGGGGAAGCGGCCGCAAGGGGAAGAAAGGCGCGGGGAAGUCUAGCGGCAAGGGAGAAAAUGUCGGCAAGGGAGGGAUUAGCGGCAAAGGCGAGCGGCAAGGGGAAGUGCGUGCAUCGGGGGGAGCGGGGAGCGGCCAGUGCGACAUAUUCGAAGGUCAAUGGGUCGUUGACUUCGCACGCCCGCCCUACGACGACUCCUGCCCCUACCUCCUCGGCCUGACGCGGUGCGGUAGCAAUGGGCGGCGCGAUUCGUCGUACGUGCGGUACUCGUGGUAUUCCACGUCGUGCCGCCGCUUCAUCCGCUUCAACCCCAGGGGCUUCCUUCGCAUACUCGCCAAUCGCACGUUGGCGAUCAUCGGUGACUCCAUCGCCAUCGCCAACUUCCUCCCCGCCAUUCUCUGCCAACUCCGCGCGGUCACCGCCGUCUCCGCGCCCGUGCGCCACAAGCUCCCGCGCGGGCCCCUGGGGCAGCGCUCCCCGCAGCUGGAGGCGCUGAUUUACCGCGUGCCCGCGGUGGGGGGGCGCAUCGUGGGGAUCUGGGACGACUAUCUCAUGCGCGUGACGCAGGAGAAAUCCAUGCUGGCGCGGCUGGUUCCGCGGUACCGCGCGGCGGAGGCGGGCCCCGAGGACGUGGCGAUCGACGUGCAGACGGCGAACCCGCAGUGGGCGGCGCUGCUGGGCGCCGUGGACGUGGUGGUGCUGGAGACCGCGACGCACUGGCGCACGCUGCGCACCAGCAAGGCGUCCGCCAUGGCCAUCACCGACCGCCACUGGCGCGUGCUGCCGGGGGUGGACGCGUACUCGGGGUACAGCAAGGCCAUGCAGACGAUCCGCCGGCUGUUCGAGUCCCCUCGCGCAGCUGCUGCCGCAUCAGCCAACGUGUCCUCCCCCUCGUUCUGGGACGCUGCUGCACGCAACGGCACGGCACAUGCACACGGACGGCAACUCGCAUCCACAACACCAUCAGCAGCAGCGUCCGCGUGGCGUGGCAAGCGCGGCGGCCCCCUGGCGUUCUUCAUGACGGCCUCCCCGCAGCACAACGCCAAGAAGCUCGGCGGGCCAGGCCUGUGCGGGUCGCCCGGCCACGUGCUCACCAGGAAAGAGGUGGGGCGCAUGGAGCGCAACAACGUGCAGCUUUCGCGCUUCCUCCCCAUGCAGCGCGCAGCCUUCCCCCCGGGGGGCCCUGUGCGCCUGCUGGACAUUGCGCGCAUCUCCGCCCUGCGCCCUGAGGCGCACGUGGGCAACUGGUCCAGCAGCAAGGGCAAGGUGCGGUAUUUCGACUGUCUGCACUGGUGCCAGCCUGGAGUGCCAGACGUCUGGGCCGACCUCUUUUACCACCAGCUCCUGCAGGAGCCCUCGCUGCAGUCACACCCCUCCACGUCACCGUCGCCCAACCCACCAAAGCCCGCUACUACACCUUCCAAAUCCCCCAAGCAGUCCAAGCCCCCUCCUCGCCCUCCAUCCAAUAUCCCAUCUCCCCUUCGCUCUCCCAAGCCCUCCAAGUCACCCAAACCCAAGGCACCCCCCAGAAGCCGCCCUCCCCGCAAGCCCAACCCUUCCCCCCAACCACCGCGCAAGAACAACUCAUCAACCCCUUCCCCUUCCCCUUCCCCCACCCCUGCGCUCUUCCCCCAGCCUAUCCCCCGCCCUCUCCCCCAACCAUCUCCACAACCAUCUCCAAAACAACCCCCCCGGCCCUCCCCACGACCUUCCCCAACGCCCUCCUCCCCCCUUCCCUCCCCCAAGCCCUCCCCCAAGCCCUCCCCCAAGCCCUCCCCGAAGCCCUCCCCCAAGCCCUCCCCCAAGCCCUCCCCCAAGCCAUCCCCCAAGCCCUCCCCCAAGCUCCCAAACCGUUCCCCCCAGCUGUCCCCCAAGCCGUCCCCCAGGCCCUCCCUUAUCCCCGCCCCUGGGCGCUCCCCCUCCCCGUCCCCUCCCAACGAGCGCUCCAUGCGGCCUCGUGACCCCCCAUCCAGUCGAAACAAUAGCCCUGGGAACCAGGGAGGGGGAGGGGGAAUUCCGGGGGGAGGAGGGGGCAGUCAGGGGGGAGGAGGAGGGGGAAGCAGCAAGCCCAAUCGCAUGAAGCCACGGGUUCGAACACACUUGGAGGGGGGAGGGGGAACUGGAGAGACAAAAGAGACUGCAGGGACCUUGUCGGGCAAUACGUUUAUUGAAAGCGGAGGUGGGAAGAGGAAGGAUGGGAAGGCGGGCACAGCAGGAAGGCUGGGCGGUGGAUUGGCAGUGGAUGGUGAGAAGAGAAAUGGGAGCGGUGGAAGUGGUGGUGUGGAGGACAGAGUUGAGAGCCAGGGAUGGAGCGAUGGUGGGAGGGAUGACGUUGAUGACGGGUACGGUACGGACGACGACUACGGUGGCAGUUACAGUGAUGAUGGUGCUGCUGGUAGGGGGGGGGGCAGCGGGGGUGCUGGCCGCCCGGGAGGAGGAGCAUCUGGUGCUGCUUUUUCUGCCAGUGUUGAUAAUGACUAUGAUGGGGAUGCGCAUCGGGGUGAGCAGGAGAUAGGAAACGGCGUGCCAUCGAUCCUUGCAUCGUCUCUCCCCGGAACCUCUCCGUCCAUCCCUCAACCACUGGGAGCAGCGUCCAACCCUCCUUCUGUACCUACUGAGCGCCGUCUCCAUGGCCACCGCUCGCCCUGGCACCGGCAGCACCAGCAGCAGCAGCAUCAUGGGGAAGGUGCUGACCCUGCUGCCGAUGCAGCUGGUCGUGCUGUUUGGUCUCCAUUGCAAGGGCGUGACAGUCCCCUUAGGCUGCAAGGGGGUGACACAACAAGUCGCGACAGAAGCAAUGCUGUGGCUAUGGAAAGCCAUGUGGCGCCAUCACAACCACAGGGCCGGGUGUUAGUGGCAUUAUUUGCAGCAAACGGGGAACAAGGAAACGUGCCCGUUCAAACUAAUUGUACAGCUAAUGUCUGGUCAAGGCUGGAGUCCGUGGGCUUGCAAGGGAGUAACAAACACAUACCGUAAUCCCCCAUGUAUAACACCCUAUGGUGGAUGUAAUAAUUCAUUAUAAAAAUGAUUGGGUGUU
Molecule: messenger RNA, 3525 nt
Organism: Closterium sp. NIES-67
Lineage: Eukaryota; Viridiplantae; Streptophyta; Zygnematophyceae; Desmidiales; Closteriaceae
Source: the annotation of a GenBank genome assembly